AUGGCGUCUCUUCUUCGAGUUGGCAGUGCUGUACGCGUUAUUUCUCGAAGCCAUGCCGCAGAAGCAUGUCUUAAAAGAUGCCCUGUUCUUUCUUGCACGUCAUGGCGACAGAAAAGCUCUAGUACAAGGUAAGUGUAUUUCGAACGAAGGUGUUAAAAGUAGGGGAUAGUUUUGAGGGUGGGGGUCGUAAAAGCUACAUUGUAGGUAAGUGCUAACUUCCCUUUGUCCUUCAGUUUUAGUCAGAACAAUGAUGUGUAGCCUAAAAUAUCUUUUGUUGCAAAAUAUGUAAGCUAUAUACUUCCAAAUUCAAUUUUGUUCGUCAAAAGCACGAACCCCCAGAAUGGUCAACGUGAAAUUUUAAUUUGUUUUGAUUCAGCACCCGGUCAAGUUGUGAAGGCACAGAGAGGUCACACGAUGAAGUGCUGCCAUAACUCUCGUUCUUUUACAACUUAUUUAGCUAUAUUAAUUAUUUACGACAAAGACCAGAUGGAGAAAUAAGAACGUGGUUUGCACAGCUCGGGAAUUCGACCAUGGAGCGGUAAAAAUAUCGCUUUCACCGUCGAUCUUACGCAACAGGACGGGUGAGGGAACAAAACGGCAAACCUUGUGUGACAAACGUGACAGUAAUUUUGUUUGAAAUAACUUUUCGCCAAACGUCACUUUCCUUUGAACAGAUCUUUUUGUAAAAGACCAGAAAACAUUACUGUUAAGUAAAGAUCACGACAAAACACGUAAGUAAUAGCCCUGCCACAUUUCUCACAUGUGAGCAUUUUGCUGUCCUCAUCUGGUCCUGCUGUUAUGUUGUGCAAACUCGGUACUCGGCCCUUUUUAUGGAUUCAUCUUUUCAUGAAGAUGGAUCUUUCAUACAAAUAUCAAGCAAGAAGAUGCAAAGAACCAGUGAUCGACAACUACAUAAUAAUCCAUUGAACAGAUCAAAAAAUGCAGGAGAGAAACUCCUAAUUCAUCUAAAUGUUAAUACCGGUACAUGUAGUUUUCGAAAUAAAGUUGAAGAGGUUCACUUGCUGAUGAAUCAAAGGAAGGGAAGUUGAAGGAGGCGGAUGUGUAAUGGCGUAUAUUUCUGAGAAACUGCUCCCUAGGAAGCUAAGCCUGCCUAGGAAAUUUAAAACUCUGGAAUCCCUGGUGACUGAAUUGAAAUUUGGUAACUGGGAUGUUGUGAUUGUUGGCCUCCACUGAGACCACCCAAGGCGGUAGGAAAUAGAACUAUUAUACUACAGUUGAGAACUUAACAUAUGGAUUUCCUUGCUCUUGAUCAUUCAUUCAAAGCUCUUGUGCUUAACUGAACCUGAUUUUUGGGGCCUUGUUUACCAUACAAGAAACUGCUGGUGAUGCGGCAUCCCAGUGACCUAGACACCCACCAUCCCAGUAGUCUGAUCCUGAUUUUCCACAGAUGAGAUCCUUUUAGGGAGGGAGGGGGGGUGGGUGUAUAUCCUUGGUCUGAAAUUCCAAAUACGGCCAUUUCGUGUUUUGAGGAGUAGGUCAUUUCUCUGUCAGUAUUUAUUAACCCAUCUUUAUAUCAUUUGUCACCAUAUUUAUUUAGCCUUACGUUGUUGUUUCAAGCCAUAUGUUGCAUGUUGGAAUUUUACCCUAACAUGGCCUUACAGAUGUUUUUAGUCAGUGGUAACUUUACCAUAUAAGUAGUUUGAUUAUUGUGAGUUUUAUUACCAUUGUUUGAUUACCCUAAGAUAAUUUUGAUCAAUGCAAGAAGUGGUGAUAACCUAGGAAGCUGACAAAAGUAAUGCUGUGGAUAAUCCGCAGUUUACAUAUGAACAUUCAUGAUAAUUAUUUUCACUUUCAAACUUCAGAAAUAUGAUGAGAAUGAGUGUUCUCUCUUGUAAAGACGAUUACAUAGAGAAUUAACCGUGUUUAACUGAUCGAGCUACGUGCAACAAACAGACACAUGCAACUAAUAUUUUAAAGGGACUGAAAUUAUUAAAAUGGUAUACAAAUUCGAACUCACUGUUGUCAAUUCUUUGCACUCAUACCCAAUGCGUAUCUGAGGAUGUGCUUGGAUUUACCGCUGGCCAAAAAAAUUGUUGAAAAUCAGGACUGGGCUGCUGCUGGAACGAUGUGGGCCUCGUGGCCAUCACAGGCUGACUGCCAUUGGGCUGUUGGCCACAGGCCCUUGAGCUACAGGCCUGGGCAUCACAGUCAUCUCAAGAUAAAUUGAAAACAAUGCUUGUGCAAAAUGUUAUGGGGCAAACAAGGUGUGGUACCAUGUGGAAAUGGAAAAUAAUGCAGAGAUGAGAUAGAUCAAAGCAUAUUUCCAUCAUACACUGUAUUUCUGGAAUUGUUGAGCUACACUCAGUGAAAUUCCCAGCCUUCUUCUGAUUUACAUCUGUAUGAAAACCAGGCUCCUUAGUAAACUAAAGAACUCGCAAAUUUCCUUUGUUUUCUAAUUUGUAAGGGAUUUCAUAUCCUGGGAGAUUCUGUCCUGCAUACAGUUGUAAUUGUUCACAUAAGCUGACAGUGCCAACCCUCUGUACUCGAUCACAUAAGAUUUUCCAAGUUGACAUUAUGCUGCUAUACGCUAUUGUUUAAUUUGUGGUCAGUCAAUUCAAUAAGCUUAACAAUAUUUUGCAUGACUUAUUUUUACUGCACCCAGACCACUACAUAAACAUUUAAAGGAAGAUGCUGAAGUUGUGGUUAUUGGUGGCGGAGUUGUGGGUACCAGUAUCGCAUACCACCUGGCUAAAAAAGGAAUGAAGGACGUCAUACUCUUAGAAAAAUCUGAGUUAACUGCUGGAUCUACAUGGCAUGCGGUAAUUAUGCAUUUUUUAAUUUUCAGUUAUUAUUAAAUUUAUGGACUCAAUCCUGUCAAAAAGAAUUUUUCAUUGCUCUGAGUAGUAGUAUUAUCAGCCUCAUUAUAAGUUGUCUCAAGUCAGAGUGCCAAGAAAGUCAGUUUUACAGCUUGCCCAGCUAGCAUGUACUAGCCUGACAGUCAUUUUUACCAGCUAUCCCCCCCUGCCCCCAAAAAUUUAAUAAUAAUGGACAAAUUGUAGGUUUAAUAAUCAAUAAUAAAUUUAUUAAUUCUUAUUUAUGACUUACUUCUUUAGCAGCUUUAUUAAUUCAGUGUAAUAAUAACUGUUUCACUUUGGCAGAUCAUCUUGAAAAAUAGCUUGUGACCUGCAUUGAAUUUAUUAGGAAUUUAAAGAAUGUUUGUCAUGCAGGAAAUUCCACAUAAUUUACCCUUAUCUUCCACUCCAUAUUAGAAGGCCUAUAGUUAAGGUUACAGUAAUAGGCUGUUAGCAAAAGGCUUUUGAACCAAUCUUUUACUGACAUUCGUAACUAAUACAGGUGUACCUGUUUUACAGGCUGGGCUCACAACAUAUUUUAAUCCUGGAAUAAAUGUGAAACGCAUUCACUAUGACAGCAUUCAGUUAUUCUAUAAUCUAAAGGAAGAAACUGGACAGGUCAGUUUUAUGCUAAAACAUCUUUUUCCAUGUUGUGUCCAGUGUUUACUUAAUUGCCAUGUCCUACACACACCAUACAAAUUAUGUAGAUUGCAGGUCAUGUUGAAAUGCUGUAAGAAUUAAAAAAGUAGCCAACAAGCCAAAUGAGUCAUUUUGAUGUCUUUUUUGUGAUAUAUACAUGAACAUGUGUAACUAACUACAUGUAGUCACUUACCAUAAACCUAUUUUUUGUGCAACAACUGCAGGAAAUAUAUUUUAGACAUUAUGCCUUGCUCACUGAAGUUAUUCUUUUGAUUUUUAAAACAUUUGUUCUAGCUAAUAAUAUACCCUUUUUUCUUGUAUUUAUUUCUUCUUUUUCUUUACCAUACUUGUAAACAGCCUCUAUGAAACUUUUUUCAGAGGUCUCAAUUCAGGGCUUCUGAUAUUUCGUGCGGUCGCGGAGCCGCAAAAUUCACAAAAACACACAAAAUUCACAAAAACACGUAAAAGAAAUUCUUUUCAAAUACAACAUAAUGUCUGGACAGCAAUUUUGAAACUUGUCUCAGCUACUGCGGGUAUUUACUUGCCGUAAACUCGCAAAUUUAUGCUAAAACUUCGUCACUGAAAAGUGCAAACAACGUUCCGAAACUACCAGGCGUAGAUUAUGUUGCGAAAAACUGGGCACUAGCCAUGAUGUUAAAGGCUUUGCCAUUGGUUCAUUUCUGGAACGUAUUGUUGUUGAAAGAGCAAAUGAUGACCUCUUUUAGAAAAACAUUAAAAACGCUGCUCUGAUCAGUGCAAAACAGAUUGAUUUCUAGCGAAAUUUGCCUUCAAAAUAACCACAAAAUCCGCUCUUGUUUUACUGAUUGCUUUCUGGCCAAGUUUGCCCCGGAAAUUCCCGCAAAAUUCCCUCGAAAUCUGCCGAUUUUCCCGUGAUUUUGUCCCUAAAAAUCCCGCUAAAUUUUUUACUUUUUUUUUCCACGACCUAUCAGAAGCCCUGUCUCAUGCAUUUGCUUGUUGCAGAAUACAUGUACAUAUUUGUUCUCUUUUUAACCUUUUCAAAGCUUUGAACCAGGUUGGACUAUUAAAAUGUUGGGUGGGUGACUUUGCACGUGUUAUCCAGGUCCUAGGAUAAGCUCCCUUCAUUUUUAUACACAUGCAUAUUCAUUAUUCCUCCAUCAUUCCAGGGUUUGUACAGAGUCUUGAAUUCUUGAAAAAGUCUUGAAAUUUGCCCAGCAAUUUUCCAGAGCUGACCUGGAAAAAGUCUGGAAAUUGGAGUUAAAGUCAGGAAAAAGCUACAACGAUUAGAGUGCUUUAUUAUUAUUUUUUUGUUUUGGCCAAAUCUUAUUUAAUCUCGUCGAUAGGUAUUCAGUGUGUCAAGAAAAAAGCUGUGUUCAGGCUGCCUUAAUGAAGGUCUCUAUUCAUCACCUAUUGGAUAACCUUGAGCUUGGAAAAAUAAAUUAUUGUUUUGGAAAAAAGUCUGGAAAAGUCUUAAAUUUUGGAUCAAAAAAUCUGUACAAACCCUGUUACUCGCAAAAUCAAAACCCUGCAUAUAUUGCUAAAAACUAAAAGUUUUUUGUGAUUCUAUGAAAUGCUUGCAACAAAAUAUGAUAUUUUGAGAUCUGGUAUAGUACAAAGUGUCAUCAUUUUAGUACUACAGCUGUAGUGAUGCUUGUGGUAUUUUGCUAUUCAAGGAUCUAGGUUUUCACACGCCUGGCAGUCUGCGGUUGUGUACAACACCAGAGCGCAUGGAUGAAGCUAAAUAUCAGAUGCAAAGACAGGGGUGGCACAAAGCUCCACAGUGGCUUGUGACUCCCGAUGAAAUAGCAAAGAUGUUUCCUCUUCUGAAAAUGGAUGAUGUCCUAGGAGGCCUUUUUAACCCAGGUUAGUUAUUGCAAUGUCACUGAACAUAUAUAUAGACCUUUUUUGCUUUUUGUUUUCAAGGCCAAGUGAUAAUACUCUAGAGAACUGUUUCUUUCAAAUUUAUCUGAUUCAUCUGUGUAUGUACGCAGACCAUAAAUGAUUGAUUAAGUGCUGCUACUCAAAUAAGCGCCGCACUUUAAUUUAUCCAAAAUAAUUCAAUAAGCACGGCUUUCGAAUAAGCACCGGGGUGCUGAUUUGGGUAUUUACAAAAUUAACGCCCCGCCUAAGUUACUACUCUUGAUGUAAAGAGAUAUCAAAACAUUUUCAUCUGUCACUUAACAAUUUAUUUAUUUUUGUUUAAAGCAAUUGUACAGUAAAUGUGAACAUUCGUUGUAUAAACAUGUACUUGUAAAAUGAUGCUACAUUGUAAGUUGCACUAUGAAUACCACAUCACCUGGAAUUUCCUAUAUCAUGUAUGAUACAGGGACCGCGCAGCAAGUUUUCGAGUGGGGGGGCUAAAGAAGAAUGCGUGAAGGAAAAUUUUUUUGGGGGGGGGGGCCGGGGGGGGCAUGCUUGUGGAUUUCUAUUCAAUUUCUCUAAAGUGACGGAGAAUGCGAAUAACGAUAAAGCUAUUGAUUUUUUUCCACAUCUUCAGUGAUCUUGCUAUCGGGUCUGAAAAUUCACCAUCACUAAAUUGAAAUAUCAUAGAUUGUUAUGUUAUACUACUGAUAUCAACCUUUAAUUACUAUAAAUAAGCCAGAAAUCCAACGAUUUUGCUUGAGCUGCCUUGAACUCAGGGCUGUAUAAUUACUGAGCAAUUAUUGCACGAGGCUGAGUAUCAGAUCAAGGGGGUUAUCCGCCAAUACGAAAGCCGAGUUCAAUAAUUGUUUAAUUAUUCAUUCAAAAUAUUUACACGGCAAAACAAAACGGUAACUGAAAAUAAUUUAGUGAAUGAUAUUAAAGUUACUGUACAUCAUUUACUCGAAAAGUGCCAAAAUUACGCUUUCUGUUUGUGUUGCGGUCGGUAAAUUCGUUUGCUAUGUCAAUGGUGGAAAGCCUGUCUGUUCUUUCUUUGUGUAUGUUUAAAACUGUCAGGUUACUAAAUCGUUCCUGGUUCAUUCUUGAACGGAGCCAUGUUUUUAGCCUCCGGGCAGUCGAAAAGGAUCUUUCACCGGCUGCACUGGUUGCUGGAUUUUAAUACGACAAUCAGCUUACAUAACGUGAUAACUUCUUUUAUCAUUUCCCGUUCUGGGUUGGGUAGCUCUUUGAUUUUUACUAUGAUGUCGUCAAAACAAAAAUAAUCACCAUCCUUCAGCAGCACUUGUAAAAUUUCCAUCUGGGCGGUUAACACUGAAAUAUUAACAUCAUCGUUGUACAGUUUUUCCAGGAAAAAGAGGCCAUUUAAAAGACGUUUACCUCUGCUAGGAUAUCAUGAUAUAAUAAAACCAUUAAGCACUGCUGUGGCUCUUAAAAGACUGAAGGAAAAUCAAAGUAAAAAAAGAAAUUGAGUACUCUUACAGUGACUUGAGUGGGGUAGGUAAAAUAGUCCAGGAAGCCUUUUGUUUAAACAUCUGAGACUUUGCAGGAAAAGAUCAAGACUCUGAGAUGGAAUGUCGAAACCAGUACACAUAAACCUUAGGUAUCGUUUUCGCCCUUUCAGCAGAUGUAAAUUUAUGCCUUAACUGUACAAGCAUGAUUUUGUCAACAGAUGAGGGACAUAUAGACCCAUAUUCAUUGACCCAGGCUCUAGCUAUUGGGGCGAGGAUGCAUGGUGCAGAUAUUUACAUGCCUGCCCCUGUUACUGGUCUUAACCAUAGAAAAGAUGGAGGGUGGGAUGUGCAAACAGAGCAUGGUAUAAUCAGAGCAAAGCUAGUGGUCAAUGCUGCAGGUAAACCCAGUAUUCAACUUAGUUAAAGUUAAAGUUAAUGACUAGAUGUAUGUAAUCUAUUGUAUUGUUAUUGUUCAGUUAAUUUUUUUGUAGGAACUGUUGUAAUAACUCUGUCAUAUGUGACAUAUAAUCAUUUUCACAAUUUCUUUUCUGAUAGAACUGUUUUUUAGUUGUUAGUUUUUUUCUGUUCUGGUUAUAUAUAUAGUUGAACCUGAUCUGGACAUCAGCCACCUUGGAGACAGAAGAAAGUGACCAUUUUAUUUGCUAUAGGUGUAAACAAGAGUCAAUAUACAUAUCAAUAUAUCAAUAUAUCAAUAUAUAUACAUGUAUUGACUGUCUGCCAAAAAAAGUGGCCAUUGUAGAGAGGUGGCAGUUGUGGACAGGUGGCUGUUAGUGAAGGUUUGACUAAAUGUAUUUGGUUCAUAAGCAUGUUAACGAAGGUGAACUUACAUGUACUUUUAAAUACAAGGUGAACUUGUUUUUUCACAAUACAUUGUGUUGUUCCAGAGAAUAUCCAUACCUCCCUCCACCACACAGGGCUUUUUGGUUUAGGAAGCCCAGUUUGACCUCAUACUUUCCUUAAUUUAAGGAAUGUAUGAUGAGGGUCAGAUCUAGAUUCUGAUCCUGACUCUGAUUAUGGCUCAGAUGCUGACAGUGACAUUGAGUAGCUACAGCUAAGUCUAAAAUGAUAAUUGUUCUUGUUUGGAGUGACACUAUGAAAAUACUAUUUAAAAUCAAAAUGUACCAAUUUGUCAAUACGAUUAUGAACUAUUAAAUUAAUGAGAACCACUUAGUGUGCUAGCCGGAUAUUGGUAUCAAAAUAAUCAUGAAUAAAUUGUCUAGAAAAGUUGUCUUUUUUGGUAGUUGAAGGACUGCAGGAAAACGCAUCUCUGCAACUUUAGAAUUUCAAAAUUUUACCUCUGGGCCUUGCCAAUUCUUUGCUUGGGUGUCAAACCCAGUUCUCCUCUGGUAAUGAAAUCCCUACAUAAAUACAGUCAGCUCUCGUCUUGUGUUCACUUUGCUAUAACGGACACCCCGCUAAUACAGACAGCAGCUAAAUCCCUAAAUAAUUUACGGACGUUUGGCUGAAAUAAACUCCUGCUAUUAAGGACUCUCGCUAAGGAGGACACUAACUCGAAGUCUCUACUGUGUCCGCUAUAAAGAGAGUUGACUGUUCCUCCCUAACUUUUAAGACCUCCCCCCCCCCCGCAGAAUUUCCAGUGACCCUUUAUUGGGUGUCUAUGAAUACCCCUGGUUGUACAUGUAGGUUCCCAAUUCAAACUUGGCCUUGUGGCUGUGACAUUUUUUUACGUGCCAUGGUUACCUUAAGUUUAUACAUUGCCGUUUUACCCAAAGAUUACCUUACGUCUGUAAUGGAAUAAAUGCCCUUGGAAGAGUCUUACUGGUAUUAAAAACGGAUUAAUAUUAAUCUUUGUUUAGUGUUCAGCAAAUAAUGUGCUUUUUUUCCUUUAGGGUUCUGGGGUCGUGAGAUUGGACUGAUGGCAGGACACGAGCUUCCUCUCGCAGCCAUUCACCAUCAGUAUCUUGUGACAUCUACCGUUCCUGAAGUUGCAGCCCUGGAGCAUGAAGUGCCAGUCAUACGAGACCUUGAAGGAUCAUACUACUGUAGACAAGAGAGGAAGGGUCUGUUGGUGGGACCUUACGAACAUCCUGACAAAAUGAGGCUACAAGAUGAAUGGUACAGGGUCAAUUUUAAAAUCUUGUAUUUUAUAUAAUGGACUACAGGCCGCAAAAAAACUUUUCUUGAAAGGGCAAUGUUCGGCUAAAUUCGUUUGGUACGACAAAAAAAAAAUGUGUCUUUAACAACAAUAAGCGUAAGUAGAGACCCUUACACUUUUUUUUUCAACUUUUGAGAAAGAGCAGUAAGAGAAUAUCCAUCAACACUAGCUGCUAGAAAGAGGGCCUUGAUUAUGGUAACUUACCAAGUUUUCAAGGUGAUACGUUCAAAGAGAGCGAAGAUAGGCCUAGAAACAAAUAUCACGAAAAAUUGCCUAAAUAUGUUUGCCGAAAUUCCCGAUUUUUUUUCUUAAUAUCUCGAAAACGUUCUAAAUAUCUCAAAAAUAUCUGGCUUCAUUUCAUAAAUGUUACAGUAAAAACACCAAAAAAGUAGCCGGUCAUCUAAAAUGGCAACACAAAUUUCAGCCAUUUUGUUGAACAUUGGCUACAUUGCAUAUAAUUAUUAUAUUAUCAUAAAUGGAGAAUAUUGCUGAAUCUGAUUACAACAGGCCCAUAUGUGGAGAUUUGUUUGAAUUUCUGUCACUGAAAUACCCAUGCCGUAAUUAGCAUCGAAGUAGGUUCCUAGAAACAGUACUUUUUUCGUAACAAAAUUCUAAAUAUCACAAUUUUUUCCUAAAUAUCAUGAGAUUUUCUAAAUAUCUUAAAAUCUUUUAACUAUCUUUAAAAAUAUCCGGAUAUUUGUAUCCAGGCCUUAGCGAAGAUAUUACUGCACUAAGUGGAGAACUUUUACUGAGGUUUGAGAUCAUUAUGUACGUUUCCAGGAAACUGCCCACCUACUCCUCCCCAAAAUAUUGACUUAGGGGAGGGGUAGGUGGGAAGUUUUCCAGAAACGUGUAAUGAUCUACACACACACUAUACAAACGUCUGUAAAAUUCGGUGACUUUGCGGAGCUAUUUUAUGAUACCUUAAGCUUAUUGAUGCUCAAUUUCGCGAUUUUUGCGAGACGGUAUUUCUCGGGUUCACUUUCGCGAUUUCAACCCACGAAUUUGAAAAAGGGCUAUAACAAUUUCGCGAUUCAAGCAUUCUCAUAAACCUUUUAAUAAUUUGUUUUAAAAGUCCAGGGAAACUAGAACAGGCAAAAUGCAUUUAUUUAAAGAUUCUUUUCAUCUUGAUUCUCCCCCUCCAAAUGUGAAAUCUUUGCAAAUUAACGUUUUCACAACAGAAGAUACAAAGUGGAACUUGAAACCAGUCAAACAUUUGUGUAUUUGUCGAUACAUUUUCUGUAUUUGGUAUUACAUGCUAAUUAUUUUUUUGCUGUGAUUUGAAAUUUAUAUAUUGGAAUUAAAUUUCGCGUGUUUACAAUCGCGAAAAAGGCGAAAUUACAUUUUCGCGAAAUUAGUACCAGUGAGGUAAUAAUUAUUACUUUUGUCCUUAAAUGACUACCUUGAUUCUUGACACCCUGGCCUUUUUUGAGUUCAUGUACUAUCUUUUUAAAAUACUCAAGGUGGGAUGGUGUGCCGCCUGGCUUUGGGAAAGAGUUGUUUGAGAGUGAUCUGGACAGAAUCAGCGACAAUGUUGCCGCAGCUAUGGAGCGCAUUCCUGUACUUGCUGAUGCAAACAUUGCCAGUGUUGUAGCAGGUCCGAUAACAUACAGUCCUGAUGUAUUGGGCAUGAUAGGGCCUUCAUUUGACCUACCUAAUAUGUGGCUGGCAGUCGGCACAGGAUAUGGCAUCAUCCAUUCAGGUAGAGAAGUAUACUGAUGAAAAUCAUCUACCUCAUGAUAGGAAAUUACCGCGUAUUGAAAAUUAACACGACUUAAAUUAACGCGAAUUAAAUGGAAAACAAAAACGAGUAAAGCAAAUUAACUCGAAAGAGAGGAUAACAUUUCAAAAUGAAGAAAACUAACACGGAGCGUAAACAAAGUUAAACGUAUAAUUCGAAAAGGAAACUGUGUUCGUUGUACUUUCGCUAAACGUAUGAAAGGGAUCAAGCAAAGAAAUCUGGCCACUUGGUGGGUUCUUCACAGUUUCACUAAUAACUGGCGGGACUCCACCCUGAUAAAUACUCCUUUUCUUAGGUGAAAAGAAUGGCAAAAGUGUACCGAGAAUUCGGAACCAAAAUAAUGGAAAUUAAAGUCGAAGAAAUUAACGCUCCACUUACUUAACUGCGCAGAAGUUUACGUUUACAAAAUUUUACGCGACUUAAACUAAAGCAAUUUUUUUAUAUUCGCGUUAACUUCAUGAAUAAGGUAAUAGACUUUCCUUCUCAAAUAAACUCCUCUUGUCUAAUAAACGCCCACCCCCUACGAUUUUAAGUUCUGUAUUAGACGCCCCCCUCUAACAAUCUCCCCCUUUCUAAUAGACUGCAAUUGCUCCAAAAUAUCAUGUGAAAUAGCGAAAUAAAAUAAAAUCGAAAAAAAAAAAGAAAAUGCGUUACGCUUGUUCGAAGUGGCAAAAAUAGGUUCAGGAAAUUUAUUUUGGAUUGGGUUUCAGUUCAUUAAGGGGUCAGUACUCCGCGAAACUUGAACUUUUUUGAUUAGUAAUGGUAACAGGACUGAGUGGAGUCCAGUUCGGUCUGUACUCAUACGACGGACGAUCCCGUAGCGGGAGUCCGCUUUGUUCCAAUCACGAGUAUGAUUACAGACCGAAUUGGACGAUACGAAGUUCUGUUACCAAUUAAUCAUAACUUUAACAAAAUUUGUGAUAUAUAAGGUUGGCGCGUACUGUCCUAUUAAACUGUCCUAUUAAGGCUGAAAUCAGGGCAGCUGAUAGCCAAUCAGAUUUGAGAAUUUUGUUAUAGUUGUGAUUAUUUUUUUAUCGUGGCUUAUUUAUCUCAUCAAUUCAGACGAUAAAACUCACUGAAAACUGGCUUUUUGAGUUUCGUUGCUCAUCAAUGCAGCAAGUCAUACGCGUUUGUUCAUCAAGAACGAAAACCAGCAUAGUGCUCCACCCGUAAACAGCGUUUUAGGCAAUUUGUUCCUUUUUGGCUAAAUAGUAGGUAGAAAAUCAGCUCGACUAGCUUUCUCGGAAAAAUCUCCAGGACUCGAACGGCCAAAUAAAAGUUUCAAUUUACAUGCGUUUGGAUUUAUAACUUGGCAACCAUUAGAAUAAAACACUGCAAAUCUGCAGAUUUUCUUUAACGUAAAAAUUGUAGAAAAAUGUUUUAUAACUCAAACUAUUACGAUCAUAACCAACGUUCAUAAAGGAAAUUAAUUUUGUUUAUCAAUUGUUUUUGGAAAUUAUUAGGUGGGAUUGGUACAUAUUUGGCCGACUGGAUCAUGGAUGGAGAACCGCCUUAUGAUUUAAUUGAACUAGAACAAGGUCGCUAUGGUACAUGGGCAACAAGAGAUUAUGUUUUGGCCAAAUGCCGGGAGACCUAUGGUUAUAAUAACCAAAUUGGGCAUCCAAAAUUAGAACGCCCUGCUGGACGACCAGUUAGAAAAAACGCCAUAUACGAGGUAAGUGCGUGGCCAUUACUCCCAGAUCUUAGGCCUCGGCCAAACGUCGGAAAUUUUCAUCAGACGAACCAAACUCUACUUUGGGUUGACCUAAAUUGAGUUAAGAUCGUCUGUUGGGAGAGACGUCGAACUUAGGACGCGUCGAACCAAUCAACUGAAUCAGACCAAAAAGCAAUGUUAAUAUUUUUUUUUCCCGAAAGAGCCUAAAUCAGUGUACAUUGUCAUACAAAUUUCUAAUUUAUUAAUUUAGUUUGUCGCAUGUGAAGAUCGACGUUUGUCCCGGAGACGAUCUACAGACGUUCUAUCUAUCUAAAACAGACGGAUAGAACGGCGUUUAGACGAUCCAAAUCCAUCCAGACGAACUUAACUGAGCCAGACGUCGAACUUUUUAUGAACUUAACUCCCUAAGUUUGGUUCGUCAGAUGGAAAGUUCGACGUUUGGCCUUGGCCUUUUUCUUCAACAAUUGAAAUCGUGACCAAAUUCUUGUUGCUGAACAGAUCUUUAGCCAACCGCGUAAAUAACAAUAUUGAACCCCUGGAAAAAGGCUAUGAAUAUCGUAUUCUUAUACUGUCGUACGUCAGUCUCUACAGCGGCCACUUUAGACGGUGAGUCCAUCCUGACUCGGUUUAUUUCGCGGACAUAUUUCUCUGACCAUGCGAUUUGUGUUUUAUUUUAAUUUUGUUGAGUUACUUCUAGGGUUUUUGAAAAUGUUGCAUCCCCCACCCUAAUUUUGUUACAUUUAUAUCUUAUACUGAACACCCCGAGCUCGUCAUAACCACCACCUGUCUGCAACAGCCAGCUAAUUCGUUCCGACUCCAAGGCAAUAGACUUUAUUCACGAUACCUGCCAUCUUUGCACGCGCUUAAGGACUGAUGGGAUGAAAGCGAUGUCACGUGGCUUCUCAGGGGGCAAACAGGUGAUAGAUAUUUCCAAUACAAGAAAUCGCAGACGCGUUUGUUUAUUCUUGACAACAGAAAAUGAACAACUUGUUAUAUUAAAGACGAUAAUGGCAAAUUAUGGGUGGAAUUGAUCAUUGUUACUUUUUUCAAUGCAGUAGCGACCGUAGAUGUCCGCGCAGCGAGCAAUAAUGACGUUAAUUUUGUCGAAACUCAAACCCUACAAUUUGCAUGACUGUUAGGUCGUCGUUUCGUUUUGAAAGAAUAAACAAAGUCGACCGGGAUUUCUCGCAUUCCGCCAUUAGCAAAUUUUAUCUUUUGUUUGCCCCUUGAAAUACCACGUGACAUUGCUUUUAUCCGAUUAUUCACGAUACCCGCCAUUUUUGCACGCAUCUGAGAAUGAUGCGUGCAAAAAUGGCGGGUAUCGUGAAUAAUGUCUAUUCCCCCCUGCACCUACCUGACCCCUGAGAUAGAGGCACAAGCAUUCAGGAAUACCUCAGCUUUAGGUUUCUUUGUUUGUUGCAGCGUCUUAUACAGCGUGGUGCAGAAAUGGGAUUCCAUGUUGGCUGGGAGCAACCGAACUGGUUUGCCCUGCCUGGUGAUGAAGCAGGCUACAAACCAAGUUUCCGUAGAACAAACUGGUUUGAACCAGUUGGACGAGAAUAUGAUUUGGUACUGAAUAAAGUUGGUAUUAUUGAUCUGACUCCAUUUGGGAAAUUUGAAGUCAAAGGGAAAGAUGCAUCGAAGUUCUUAGAUUUCAUGGUUGCAAAUGUUUUACCAAAGGUAAUUUAUAAUAUGAAGAAUAGCUUUCACAGUGUGUUUUCUAUUAGUAUUUACCAAAUCAGUGGAUUGCGUUUUGAUUUGCUUCCCUAACUCGGAAUGUUAUGUGGCUGGCAGCAAUAAUCGACGUUGUGUUUUGCAUGCCAAAGUAAUGAAUUUGAUAUGAUGUGUUCGUCAUCCCUUCCUUAAGAGAGUCAUGGGUUUUGUAUUGGCUUUCUCCUUCAAACAUAUGCAGAAAAUCAAAUGAUCAUCAUCGCCGUCGUCAUCGCCAGUCUCCGUCGCCUUCGCCAUUGACGUCGUCUAUACAAUCAUCAUCGUCACCAUCAACGUCAUCAUCAUCAUCAUCAUCAUCAUCAUCAUUACAAUCAUCAUCAUCAUUAUCAUCGUCGUUGUCAUCGUCGUUCAUCGUUAUCAUCAUUACCAUAAUUUCCAUCACCUUAAUGUUGUGGUUAUCGUCGCUAUCGUAUUUUCUUUCAUUGCAGGUUGGUUGUACAAACAUCAGUCACAUGUUGAGCCCACGUGGCAGGGUUUACGCUGAGUUAACAGUCUCUACCCUGGCUCCUGAUCAUUAUUUCUUGCUUACCGGAAGUUCAUCGGAAUUCCACGACCUAAGGUCAGUGUCGUAAAAUUUUAUAUUUCUUCUUUCUCAAAAUCGUUAAUUACUCAACAAGCAAACUCAAAGUAAACCGCACACCGUCAAGUAUUUAGAUAUCUGAUGAAAUACUCCUUUUUUGCAUCAUUAAUUUCUUCUUCAUAAUCCUAUUCUUUUUGAAGUUAUAUAAGACACUUGAAACAGUGUUUCGUAAGAGUAUGAAACAAUUUGAAGUUCACCAAGAAUACUUGGCUACGCGUCGUAUUUUCAACUUUCUCCUCAUUGUUUACUUGUGAUAGAACACCGAAUCUCGUGUUUGGUAGGCUCCAUUUAUGGAGGGGUGUCUGCCUCGUACCGAAGAAGAUGAUAAACUUGAUGCAAUAAUCAUAAAUGAACCUUAUAAUUUCGUAGCUCAGUGGUUAGAGCAUCCGACCGGUGUAAGGAAGGUCAUAGGUUCCAUUCCUGUCGGGGACCCGGAUGAUUUCUUUGUCCCAUGCUGGUGACAUGUUGAUCACAUCAUUUCUCAUUUCUUCACCGAGCUUAAAAUUUGCCAUCUUUCUUUAUAUAUCACACACAUGACGAUUUCCACAUUGCUGAUCCUAGCAGUACACAGGACGCAUGUCAUACAUGAACCUUGUAUAUGGCCUAGCUCGCCACUGACGAGUCCUUCGUAGCUCAGUGGUUUUUUUGUUCCAUGCUCGUGACACGUUGAUCACAUCAUUUGCCAUUUGAUGCAAUAAUAUUUCUAUAAAAUCAAAACAAGAGGGAGAGUGUUCUGCUAUCGUCCAGAAAGAUGAUGGAAAAAGGGGAGAAAAGAGUGGACGCAAAUGUUAUGUAACAUUUUUAUGCCAGGAGAACUUUUUUCUUUUCUCCCGUUCAUCAGAAAAAUCAAUUUUCCUUUCUAUAUUCAAAUACUUGUCUUGAAUUUCGCUUUAUUUGCGAGGUUUCUAACUUCUCUUUGUUUGAAGAGCUUCAAAAAGGAGACUACAGUUUAUCACCAUUUUUUCUCAGUCGUCUUCGAGGCGUUUGGAACAGUGCAGCCGUUAAACGCCCUUAUACUUACGUAACUCAUGUAGUUCUUUAAGAAGGAACUAAUCUUAAAAAAUCCCCCCUAAUUUCCCGGACGAAGUAAAGUGUUGAAAUAAAGAGCUCCUAACAAUUAUUGAACACCUCCUUCCUUUCCCUAUCUAGGUGGUUAUUGGAACAUGCAAGGAAAGGAAAUUACGAAGUAACUAUUGAAAAUGUGACAGAUGAUAUGUCCUGUCUUAGCGUAGCUGGGCCUUACUCGCGCGAUGUGCUCUCCAAACUCACUUCCACAGACAUGAGUAACAGUGGGUUUAAAUUUCUGACGAUCAAAGACAUUGAUAUCGCUGGUUUGCCUGUGCUUGCUAUGAGAAUUUCCUAUACUGGUAAGCUACGUUCAUUUAUUGUCUUUUUUUGGGGGGGGGGAUUGGGGAGGGGGAUUGACGGUACCUUUUGUGAUAUUUGCUUUUUCAAGGUCAGCUGAAAAGUGAAUGAAAAAUAACUUGCUCUGCAAGAAAUAACUCACCAUGUCUGUUGAGACAGAACGUAACCCUGAGUCUGACGACCAGUUUGAAAUGUGGCGUCAUUCAGAGAAAACAAACGUACAAAUGUCAUACAGAAAUAUAGCACAAUAACUUAGGGCGCUUUUCAAAAGUCAGAACUGGCUGACCAGACUGGUCAAUUGAAAAUGAAGCAUUAGUCUUUAACUAAUUACUAAAACCCAUCACUGCCCUGCAUAUCAUUUAGGAAUUAACUGAUCUGGCUGGAGAGUCCAGAUUAACAGCGGAAUUCUCUUCAGUACGCCGGACUAGAGUACGCCAGCUAGUUCUGACAAAUGGCAAGUGCUCUAAGAAUGACAUUACCCUAAUUAGUGAGUACAACAUACGAUGAAGGCAUGAGGAAAGAAUGAUAGCAGCGCAAAACCCAAACAACAAUUGUACGUUUUCCUAGAGAAGGUCAGACUUUUUUUCGAAAAUGUUAUGUUUUAAUGUAGUUUUAGCCUGCGUAGCAAGCGUUUCCAGUCGAGUUAUUGCUCUCGUCCCAAUUUUCUCGACGAACUCGCGCGGAAACGUUUGCUACGCAGGCUACUGUAGUUUUAAGUGUUGUAACGAAUGGGUCUCGGUUUAUAGCCGGGUGUUUUUGGAUUUGUUUUUCUUUCUUGGUUAUGCUCAUUCUACGAGUUCAAAGUUUAGGGUCUCGGCUUAUAGCCGAUUAAAUACGGUAUUUUACAUUUGGGUGUUGUUUUAUCUGUAUUUCCUUCUGGUAUAAUAAAUGUAUGUUCUCAAAUAGAAACUAGAGUGUUAUCUGCAAGUAGUCGAGAGCUGCAAAAAUCAAUACCCAGUAGGAAAAUAGGAAAAAUCUCUGUUGGUUAUCGCAAAACCCCAGAGGUUCGUCCUUACGCAACUACCCCACAGUAUACGGAAACUGAGUAAUCGUAAUUUUCAGUGGACAAAAACCUUGUAUCAGAAUAAUUUCAAGCAUAUUUCACCCUUUUUUACACUUUUCGAAGGCUAUAAAAUAAUGUAAUAAGUUAUAUAAAAUUACUCCAAACAAAUGAUUCUUAUGGGAGCCCGAGAAAAGCUUUAAAUUUGACAAAAUGAAAACUUACGCAUAACGAUUUUAUCUGUGCUUUCUCAAUUCCUGUGAAAUUUGAAAUUUCAUAAGAAAUUGGACAUCUUUUGUGUUAUUGCAGUUAACUAGUUAUAUCUAUAGCCCUUGAAAAGUGUAAAAAAGAAUGCGAUAUGGAUAAAAAUGUUCUGGUACAAGGUUUUUGUCUACUAAAAAUUAAAAUUACUCAAUUUCCUGAUGGAUUCCGUCAAACGCGUUCGAAAAUUACUUUUCAAUUUCCAACACUAUCAGGUGAACUGGGCUGGGAAUUGUACCACAAGAACGAGUACACGGCCGAGCUGUACGAGGCGCUUCUGAAGGCUGGGGAGGAGUUUGGUAUCGGAGACUUUGGUACUUAUGCUAUGACGUCAUUGAGGGUUGAGAAAGGAUUUAGAUCCUGGGGACUGGAGGUAGGAAUACAAGGGCAAGUCUAGAACUACUAUCUAUGGGCUCCACUGUUUUUCCGCUUAGCACCGACGAAUUACGUAACAGUACUUUUACAUUAACCAGUUUUAGAGAUCUUAAUUUUUUUCGCGAAGAUAUUAGCUAUGUAUUGUACAUGUAGCUUCUCAUACAAUUUACCCUGCUAGCAGAAUCGCUUCAUAAAAUUGGAAGUCAUGAAGUAAAGGUUACAUAUAUGUAUGCAAGUAGGCUAUUUUUACAUCAUACAAAAGAUUUAACAGAACGAGUAGUACCUUUGACCUAAGAUUGGUGGUAAAGAAGGCUAUAAUAAAUCCAAUCUGUAGCGUUUGAGAGACGAAUGUUUUAGGAAAUGUCUUUGUUAAGAGAAGAAAUAAAUGAGAAUAGAGUUGUAAAGUGUGACCUCAUAAAAAAAUUAAAUUUGCGAAAUUAUGGGAUUUGUCAGGAUAUUCUGAAAGAAAAACAUCCAAGAGACCUACUUGCCAAAAACUAGCAUUGUGGAGAAAAUUGUCUAUGAAAUAUUAGUCCAGUUAUAUUCUGAUGACUCCAUACAAAUCCGUCUAAAUUUGACUUGGGUCUAACCGUUUUUAAUUUCACAAAUUUAAUUUUUAUGACGUCAUCACUUUAGAACUCUAUAGGGUUCCUAAGGCUGCGUGCAAACGACGCAACAACUCCCAACAUUGUUGCGCCAACAAUUUUGGAAGUUGUUGCUUGUUGGCAGUGGUGUGCAAACGGAUGCAACCAACAAUGUUGGGACCUGCAGUGCGUCGUGGGAAGGAUACAACCUAUAAGUCUUUGUAAACCAUGCGUAAUGAGAGUGCGUGGCCCUAACAAUGUUGGAAGAGCUGGGCAAACGGAUCCAACUUUGUUGCGCUACGCUUCGGCGAUCACGGAACAAAAGAAAUGUUGGGAGUUGUUGUCUGAAAAGUUUGACCGGUUUCAAACUUUGUGCAACAACACGCAACAACAUCCAACAACAUGCAACAGGGUGUGCAAGUGGACGCAACAUGUAACAUCCAACAAUGUUGAGAGUUGUUGGUCAACAAUGUUGCGUCCGUUUGCACGGGGCUUAAUGCCUUUAGCCAGCGUGAGAAUAUACUAAGGGCUUUGUCAAAAGGGUAAUAAUUCACCGUGAAGCGAUUCAGAACCUUAUUUUCCCGCCUUUGUGGCCUGUUCAUAUAAGUUAAGCAAACACUUUCGAAUGUUCGACCCACUCUCACAUACAUAAUUUUUUAAGUGUAUGACUUGUGUUUCAAUCUCUUACUUAUAAGUGCUCCUAUAAUGACAUCUUUGUUUAUACGUUUCAACAGAUGAAUAUGGACACCACCCCGCUGGAGGCUGGGUUAGACUUCUUUAUCAAAUUUGACAAGGUAAAGUUACACUCAAGCUGCAUUUUGUUAGUAAGUUGUCCUUGAGAAGGAAGGAGAUACCAUAUUUUCUCACUGCAUUUAGAAAGAGAGAUUGUGUGCAAGGAUUGUCCUAUGACUUCAACAUUUUGCAGAGCAAUGAUUAUCAUCAUCAUCGUCGUCAUCAUCAUCUUCGUAUCAACCUUUUUCUUUAUCAUUGUCAUUGUAAUGGUCAUUGUUAUUGACAUUUUUAGUACCAUUAUUCAGGGUUGUCAUUAAGAGCCGGGGGCCGGGGAUUUUCCCCGGAUACUAAGAGAGUGGCCCCCGGCUACUUUGGUUCAAAAACAGAAGAAAAAUAGAACCAAAAGAAAUCCCUAGCUGUUUGAUUCCCCGCCUACUUGUUGUAUUUACCCGGCAACUUGAAAUCUUAGUGACAACCCUGAUCAUUAUUAUCACUAAUAUUAAUAAUCGGUUGUUAUUUUUAAAAGGGUGAUUUCAUUGGGCGAGAAAAUUUACUGAAACACAAGGAAAAUGGUAUCAAGAAGAAGCUGUGUAUGCUGACUGUAGAAACAACUGAUGUGGACCCUGAAGGAAAUGAAUCUAUUUGGUUUGGAGGAAAGGUAAUUAUCGGCGACAGUUUUCUUCAUUUUGAUCUUGGAUUUCAGAAGAUAGUUUACUGCAAGAGCUCGGUUCUCCAGUUGUGCCGGUCAUAUGACUUAGCAAUCCACCACCUUCCCUCCCUCCGUCUUUUUGCCUCAUCUCCUCCGCGAUGCAAAAAGGGUUUUGCCACUGUUGUAGAUGCUCCAAUUGACGCGCCUCCUCAAUUAAACGCCUUUUGUCCAACAAACGCUACCCCUCCCCGCCGCCCAUUACAAUUACUCCAAAAUACUAGAAAUUAGCAAAAAGGAGCAAAUUCGUUCAAUUUAUUCACUUUCUUACUUGAUUACAAGGAUAUGCGCAGUCAGUUUCGAAGGCUCAGUGACAUGGAACAAGGACAGACUUAGGAUAGACUUACGCUACGUGCAAGCGGGCGCAACAACUCUCAACAUUGUUGAGAGUUUUGGCCGAACGGUAAAUUGUAAUGUGUUUACCCACGGAGCUCUUAGGAGGUUUUGAGAAUUCGUUGAAACGUGUCCUUGCGUUCCAGAUCGAAUUCGAAUUUGGAAGUGUUGGUUUUUAAGGAGUGCUGCAAACUGGCUUACCAAGAGAAAAACCUCACGGAGCAAGGGGGAGAAACAGCAACAAGCUCAAACCACAUAUGGCAUCGACGGGGGUUCGAACCCCAGGCCACGUUGGUGGCAGGCGAGUGCUAUCACCACUGCGUCACCCUUGUCCCCCAGUAUAAUCCGAUUUUUCCCAACCAAACGCAUUCAUAAUUUGUCUGCUUGUGUUGUAGGUUGUUGGUAAUACAACUUCUGGUGCAUAUAGCUACAGGCUUCAGAAGAGUAUAUCAUUAGCCUACCUGCCACUGGAGCUGACAGAAUUAGGAUCCCGAGUAGAAGUGGAACUCUUAGGAACAAAGUGUCCAGCCACUGUUGUCAAAGAGCCAUUGUUUGACACAGAACCUGUCCGUACGAGAAGGCAAUUGAAGGCCGCUAAACAAGGAAGAGCUUUGUAAGUAACAAGCUUAAGACAAAUUAUAUUUAAAAGAUUUAUCCUAUCUUCUCGAGACCAUUUUCAUGAAGGGCAUAUAUCUCAUAAUUAGCAAACUCGGUGACUGUGUUGGGACCUUUUCUUAUUGUGAACGAUGUACGCUCUCCGUAAGAGUAAAGCAGUUCCUGUAGUUAGAAUUUUUGUACUCUGUAGUUAGAAUUAAAACUAGUGGGGUAGUUUUCAAAUAGGGCUUGCUGUCAUAAUAACAACAGUCAUAAGGUAUUAUGGUAAGGUUGGUUAACUUGGAAUGAAAUUUCACUGAUGACCACACACCUUCCAGGUUCCCUGCGCCUCUGCUGGCAGGGAACCUUUGAGAAGACCUCUGUUAAAAGUACGGCGUUUAAAUAUGGUUAAUACCCGCAUAAAAGAACCAGGGAUUUUGUGUUUUAGGCUUAUGCGUAAUUUGGGAGAAAUUUAGCCGGAGAGGUUCUGAAAAUGUUGUACGGUAUCUAUUGUUUGCUUCUUUAGGUGCUUUAUUAGCUACUUUUCAGCCUGCAGGUUCUUAAUCCACUUUCUUUAUGCCGGUGUUUGUACGCUGCUAAGAAAGCCUUUCUUUGACGUAGUUUGAUUUGGCGUACUCGCGAAAAGACUGCAUGAAUCAAUUAAGCCCUUUGCUGAGCAUGCGCCGCGUGUUGUUUGAAUACAGUUUCGAUCCCAAACGCAAUAGCCUUGCGCUUGGUUCAG
This is a messenger RNA of Porites lobata, 21319 nucleotides long. Lineage: Eukaryota; Metazoa; Cnidaria; Anthozoa; Scleractinia; Poritidae. The record is from the annotation of a GenBank genome assembly.